Brassica rapa (field mustard) is the source of this 1044-nucleotide messenger RNA. RefSeq lists its product as uncharacterized. Lineage: Eukaryota; Viridiplantae; Streptophyta; Magnoliopsida; Brassicales; Brassicaceae. The record is from RefSeq and is a predicted model, not a curated record.
AUGGCUCACAGAUUGUCGAGAGGAGAAAAAGGAAAAUGGAUUCAAGAUCAGCCAAAACAGGCUAAGCGACCACCAGUGAUAAUCCUGGCUUCAAAUAACUACGCUCUAAUUGAAGAACAUAAGUUGACUCUCAUUGGGAGAGUAACUAACCCGGCGAUUCAAAAGACAAAAGCACUGGUGGACUUCUUCCUUAACCAUUGGAAUGUUGCGGGUCAGAUUACUGGUAAAGCUCUGGGGCCUUACCUGUUCCAGUUCAAGUUCGAAACUAAGAGAGAUCUCCAGCUCAUCCUCUCAAAAGGCCCUUACCACUUCAAAAGAUGGAUGCUGAUCCUCCAGAGGUGGGAGCCAAUUGUCUCCGACAACUUCCCUUCUCUAAUCCCGUUCUGGAUCUCUGUUCACAGUAUACCACUCCAUUACUGGACGGAAGAUGCAUUGAAAGCAAUUGGAAAGGUACUUGGACCAGUAGAGGAUUGGGAUGUUGAUAGAGGAAGAGUUCGGGUUUCCAUAAAUGGAUUGAAACCUCUUGAGAUGAAACAUGAUAUCAGCUUACCUUCGGGCGAGAUAAAAGAAGUAGAGCUCGAAUAUGAAAACCUUGAGAAACAUUGUUUCCAUUGUCUCUCCCUGACUCAUGAAGGUGAUGCGUGUCCAACGUUUCCCAGGAAGGAAAACAGAGAUGGGAGAGAAACCCGUCUGGGAAUUUCUCAAAACCGUACUCUUGAAAGACUAGAGGCAGAUAGAAGAAGGAAAGAUGAGAAGAAAGGCUCCAGGAAUCUGAACUGGAACCCGAGCGAAAACUUUGCUUCCUCAACUCGUUGGAAAAACGAAGAACAUAAAGAUUCGUCUUGGAGAAGUGAAUCAAACCCUCCUUAUGAUUAUGGCAUCAGAAGAGACCCCCAUAGGAGGUAUGAGUCUUCUCAAACAAACAGGGACCGCCCUGGGAGACCUUCUGCUAGAGAGCGCUUAUCCUUCACAAAGGAAAGCGAGGCUGCUACUCACAGAGAAAACCACUCCAAAAGCUACACAUCUGCACUAAGAACAGAAUGA